AAGCAACUUGAAGUUGAGGAACUUGAUUCGAUGGAUAUUCAUAAAAACAUCAAUAAUAAUAAUAACCUAAUGAUUGUCAAUGAGACAGCAGCGUCAUCUUCUUUACAAACUAAUCAAAUUGAACAACAAUAUUAUUUGAAUCUAAAUCCUGAUCUUGAAUAA
Messenger RNA from Entrophospora candida, 162 nucleotides. NCBI's taxonomy places the organism in Eukaryota, Fungi, Glomeromycota, Glomeromycetes, Entrophosporales, Entrophosporaceae. The record is from the annotation of a GenBank genome assembly.